This is a messenger RNA of Trichomonas vaginalis G3, 117 nucleotides long. RefSeq lists its product as uncharacterized. NCBI's taxonomy places the organism in Eukaryota, Parabasalia, Trichomonadida, Trichomonadidae. The annotation marks the transcript as partial. The record is from RefSeq and is a predicted model, not a curated record. The transcript has a single exon.
AUGCUUUCAAUAGAAAAAGAAAAUUCUAGAGUUGCUACAACUAAACCAUUAGAUGAACUUUUUACUAAUGUCGGUCAAAAGUUUGAGACAGAGACCGUAAAGCAUGAAGGCUAUCGU